Myxocyprinus asiaticus (Chinese sucker) is the source of this 4198-nucleotide messenger RNA. Its product is annotated as tensin-3-like. Lineage: Eukaryota; Metazoa; Chordata; Actinopteri; Cypriniformes; Catostomidae. The annotation marks the transcript as partial. Gene Ontology annotation, molecular function: protein binding. The record is from RefSeq and is a predicted model, not a curated record. The transcript is spliced from 18 exons.
UAUUGUGAUAUUCAAAUUUCAGAUGCCAGAUUUCCAGGUUACGGAAAAGUGGAGUUAAUAUUUUCUGAUGGCCCAGAAAUAAUUCAAGGAUCAGAGCACUGGCAGAAUGGUCCAGAUGUGACUGUCGACUAUAUGACCACAGACUCUCAUACCAGAACAUCUGCUCUGGAGAAGUCUCCAGAUCCAACCCUGGAGAAACCCUCCUUUAGGAGAGCAUCCAGCAGAGGUCCGAACCCCUCCAGAGCCCACCAGAGCACCUCUACAACCUCCAACCCUGACCACACCCUCUCAACCAGCAGUGACUCAGGCCUCUCCAGUGUUUCACUGCGGACUGACUGUUGGCCCUCACUGGGAGUCAAAGUAUCCCAACCUAGCCAGCAAGAGAAAGUUGAACUUAAGCACCUUUUGAACGGCUUUGGUCUGGAUGAGCCAAGCCGAGGUUGCACAUUGAUGGAGCCAACUUUAACCACUCAACAAAUGCUCCACGAUUCAGCCCAGGUGCACAUGAAUGGCAGUUGCCGACUAAAAGAACGUGAGACAGAUAUUCUAGAUGAUGAAGUCUUGAUCUCAUGCCAUGACCUGCAUCGUGUGAACAGUUUUGGCACUCUGUCUUCAUCCUAUCAUAAGAGCAGCCAGAACUCAUUGCUGUACGAUGGCUUUGGCAGUCCCAUUCGGAUAGAGGACACUUCUCAUCAUCACCCAGCGCCAAUGGAGGAGUACGAUCAGAAAGCUUGCUUUGCUCAAAGAAGCGUCACUUCUCCUUCACUGGGUGUGGCUCCAAGGCAUCUGUUCCAGCAUGGCUGCUACUCCACCCAAACAUGGGUUCGUCAACAGCAGCUUGUACAGCGUUUCCAAAAUAACAUGCAAGAAAUCCUGCCCAAAGCGGUUAGUGAUCAGAAUAAUUCUCCACCCACUCCUCAGAUGUCACAAAACCAAGAGAAUGACAAAAAACAUGGCAAGGCAUUCAGUUCACUAACGGUGGACAUCGACAACUCCAUUCAUCAGCUCAACCAGCUGAUUUUGGAUCUGGACCAAACAUUUGUGCCCAUUUCCACCAAAUCCAGCUCGUUCAAGAGGACUGGAGGUGCAGACAGUAACAGUAAUACUACCAGUUGUGAAAACAGCAGCAUGAGCCAAAGACGUGAUGUACAGAAUGACAAAAGCAGAGAGAGGACUCAUCACUUAGCAUACAUCACCAUGACAUCACAGCAAGUCGGACAGAUUUCUAACCGGCAUGCACCUGCCGCUGCUACUGAUCACCAGUUAUCGGUUCUGCACAGAACUGGCUCAUCUCAAACAAGUUUAAGACCAGCUGAACGACUGAACAAGAUGGAGGUGUGUUUAUCAGUAGGCUUGUUUGAGAUGCCAAAUCUCUCGCCUUCAGCAGUCUCUCCAGCUGAAAAGAGUUUGCUCUCCAGCAGAGAGUCCAGCAGUGUGACUGAGCACACAGGACGAUGUGGACGAUCAGCCUGGUCUCUGGAUCAGCAGACUACAGACAGACAGACAUAUAAUGCUCCAAUUCCUCAGACACAGCAGCAUGCAGCUCUAUACAGAACAGACAGUGUUGAGUACAGAUCUCACAGUGCAGAGACGGAUGGUGGAGUGGAUGCUGUCAGUGAUAUGAUGCCAUCAACACCGGCUUUCCCUAUCUCACCACCCACCCCAUACGUGAAGACCAUGAUGAACUUUUCACAGUACAGACAAAGUCCAUCUCCCAGCAUACCUUUAUUUGGAUCGUAUAGACCUGAGCAUGAAAUGCGAGCUGAAGAAGAUAUUAUGGGACGCACGCCUUUGCCUUCAGAUGAAGGUUUACAACAGCCCACCCACUACCACAGCUCUGCUACCAUUGGCGGAUUAAUGUCCUUCUUUGAAAGUUCAUCAUCGAAGCCACAAGUGGUUCAUCAGUCAUCGCUUUCUGCUCAUCCCUUUGACUCAAUGAACUUCACACACAGUUCUGUCCCAUCACAUCACCCCAUUCCGGCCCCCAAUGCCCACAGUCCUCCGCUCAGCACCCAGAGAGCCAAAGAAUUCCAGAAUGCCCUGGGCCACAGCGCCCUGCAGAACUUUGAGGAGCAGUACAGUUUCAAUCAACCAGUGGAAGGACAGAACUACCACCAGCAGUACCCCCCUCUACAAGAUAAGAGAACGCCAUCAGACGGAGAAAACUCCCAGGGUUCGGUUCCUAGUGGCUUCUCAAGUCCCCUUAGUGGGAGUUCAUUGAGUAUUCCCUUUCCCAACAUGCUGCCGGAAUUGCAAGCAAAAGGAAACAAUAUCAGCUCCUUGCCUCUUCCAGAUGUGCUUUCAAGCAAGCAGUUGAUGGUCAAGUUUGUCCAAGAUACCUCAAAAUACUGGUACAAACCAGAUAUCGCAAGAGACCAAGCUAUUGCAGUGCUAAAGGACAAGAAGCCUGGCUCAUUUAUUGUUCGAGACAGUCACUCUUUUAGAGGCGCAUAUGGAUUGGCCAUGAAAGUCACCACACCCCCUCCAUCUGCCCUGCAGAAAAGCAAGAAAGUCUCAGGAGAUCUGUCCUAUGAGCUUGUACGUCACUUCCUCAUUGAGUGUACACAAAAAGGGGUUCGACUCAAGGGAUGCCCUAAUGAGCCGUGCUUUGGAAGUCUCACUGCUCUGGUCUUUCAACACUCCAUCACUCCUUUGGCUCUUCCUUGUAAACUCAUCAUACCUAACAGAGAUCCACUAGAGGACGCUGUUAGUGCAUCUUCACAGUCCAUCACCAAUUCUGCAGCUGAACUCUUGAAACAAGGAGCAGCGUGUAACGUGUGGUUUCUGGGUUUGGUGGAGAUGGAGUCAUUGACUGGCUGUCAAGCAGUACAGAAAGCCACCAAUGAGAUUCUGAGCACAGACCCGCUGCCUUCAUCAACUGUCCUGCAUUUCAAAGUUUCCUCACAAGGCAUCACACUCACAGACAACCAGAGAAAACUGUUCUUCAGAAGACACUAUGCUGUCAACACAGUCAUAUUCUGUGCUCUGGACCCUCAGGACAGAAAAUGGAAAAGAGAUGGUUGCACCCCAGCAAAGAUCUUUGGCUUUGUGGCACGUAAAGAAGGCAGUGCCAUGGAGAAUGUGUGCCACCUGUUUGCUGAACACAACCCUGAGCAGCCUGCCAGCGCCAUCGUCAACUUUGUCUCCAAAGUGAUGAUUGGCUCACAGAAGAUCUGAUAUCGUCAAGAUGAUACCGCCUGUAGACCAGUGCAGAACUAAUAUUGCUCGAGGUUGAUGUAAUUUGUCAACACUAAAGCAUUACCAUGACAACUACCUUCAGACUGUUUCAAUAGAGCCCAAACAUGAGGGAUGAACUCUGUUUUGUUUUUAGAAUUUAGAAUGUUUAAUAAAAAAAAUUUUGCUAGCAGAUAUCCAUUUAAUUUACCAUAUUUUGUUUCUCACAGAAAUGAACAUUUUAUAUUAUAUAUUUUAUAUCUUAUUCAUGUAAAAGGUCUAUAUAAUGUCUUUAGUGUAUCUAUUCAAUACUUGUUUACUUAAUGCUGUUCAAUACUUUGAAAGAACCAGUUCUUGCUAAUUGUUUUAUCUGUUUAUCCACAUUUGUUUGUGUAUUUGAUUAGUGAGUAACCUGAACUGGUCACAGUUGCUCUGAACAUUCCAACUUAAAAAUACAUAUUUAUUAAUAUUAUUUUGUAAACUAUGAUGCAUUCCACUGACUGGCACCACAUGAUUUAAAGAUUUGUCUGCUAAUGCACACUACAGUAUUUAAUCAAAAUGCUAAAAAAUAUGCGAUUAGAAUGAUAAAGCGAUAAAUAUUUAAGUAUUUAUAAAUAUAGAUCAAUAUUUAUCCAUCGUGACUUCACAGUGCAUUCAAGCCAUUUUUAACAUUUUAUCAGUUUGUGUGUGUUCCCUGGAAACACAUAGCACCACAGAGACACCUUGUUUACAGUUUAAGACAAUUAAACAAUAAAUGGCUUACUUUAUUUUCUAUGAAUAUUAAGCUGGGUAUGAUGUAUUUUAACAGAAAAAGUUACAUACUUACACAGUAAGUCACGAGAGGGUGUGCAUUACUGUGAUUUUACCAUGGGUAAGGGGCGUUCAUUGCGUCGUUCCUAAAACCACCUUCCUUGUGGUAAAAUCCCUCUAAUGCGAGUGGCUUGUUGCUUUUAUAAAAUGGUGGUGGUAUCAGCAAUUAAAUACACCAGUGUUCAUUAAAUAAUUCAGUUUCUGUAAAACAACA